Molecule: messenger RNA, 904 nt
Organism: Carica papaya (papaya)
Lineage: Eukaryota; Viridiplantae; Streptophyta; Magnoliopsida; Brassicales; Caricaceae
Product: Rab5-interacting family protein
Biological process (GO): autophagosome assembly; protein folding in endoplasmic reticulum
Cellular component (GO): EMC complex; membrane; endoplasmic reticulum
Source: RefSeq, a predicted model, not a curated record
CCAAUCAGCAGACGGCAAUCAUUCAUCACUUCCUGAAUCUCGUCGGCAUCUCUGAGAUACAGAGCCGGCGGCCGUGGGUAAUACGCGUUCGCCCAUCGUCUUCAACACAAGCUCAUUUUUUAGGGGCCCGUUCUCUUUCUUUGGGCUGUCUCCUUAUGUGUUUAUCUUCUUUAUCUCCUCAAUACACUUUGUGAACCCUUCAUCUAUCUUCCCUCUGAGUUCUUAAGCUGAGUACUUGAUAGAUCAGAUUUCAGAUUUUUUUCCUUGACUUGAAAGAAAAAGAAAAGAGAAGAUAUGGCUGGACAUAAUGGCUCGGGUUCAUCAGAGAAGAAAUCAAGAGAUUCCACAACUGAUAUACCAACAUUCAGCGCAGAGAAUUUGCAAAGUAACAUGAAAAUUAUAUACUACAGCCGAACAUUUUUGUCCAUCAUCGGUGGGGUUGUUGCUGGAAUUUUGGGGUUCACAGGCUUUGCUGGAUUUAUCCUUUAUUUUGUUGUAAUGGCAAUUACUUCAGUGGGACUUAUCGCCAAGGCAAAGUUCUCAGUAAAUUCUUACUUUGAUUCCUGGAACCGGCUCAUACUUGAUGGCUUUCUGGGUGGGCUAAUGUCAUUCGUGCUGUUUUGGACAUUUGCUUACGACAUUGUCCAUAUAUUCUGAGAAUACAUCGGCCAAAUCUUGCAUGGAAGGCGAGCCGUGCGCUGCUGCUGGAAUCUCAACAGGAACUGGAAUCUCAAUGCGAAAUUUGCUUCUUCUUUUUUAUUAUCCGUAGCAAUUCAUAGAACAAUUUUGGAUGAAUCUCUUUGAUCUUAUUAUACUUUACCUCUUGUGAGUAAUUGCUGGAGGAGAACUUAUUUCCUGAUUGCUAACAAUGUGAAUGAAGGGGAAAACUUCAAAUAUAACACUA